AUGACCUGCGGCACCUGCGUUGGAAGGAUAUCUGAAGCUCUGGAAGCCCAACCAUGGUCGCGAUCCGUUGAUAUUAGUCUUCUCAGCAAUAGCGCUGCUAUAACUUUAUCUGGCAGAGAACACGUGGAGGAUAUUGUUGGUACAAUCAACAGUAUAGGCUAUGAAGCAACAGUAGAAAAGGUGGAGGAGUUAAAAGACUCCCGGAAGACAUCAAAGAAAGCAGCGAGUGACGUGUACCAGGCAUCUUAUUCCAUAAGUGGAAUGACAUGCAGCACAUGCAUUGGAACUAUCAACAACGCACUUCGACAGCAUAGUUGGAUAAAGAAUGUUCAUAUUAACCUUAUCUCGAACAGUGCUCUUAUCGUUUACCAAGGGAAAGAUAACCAGAGUCAGAUCACGGAUUCUAUCGCAAACGUCGGGUACGAUGCCGUGAUAAAUAAUGUGGUGGAAUUAGGUAGUUCACAAUAUCAAGAUCAGCGGAGAGAGACACUAAUUCGCGUGUCUGGGAUGUUCUGUGAGAAUUGCCCCCGACGCGUCUAUGAUGCUCUCUCAGAAUUCGGGCAGAGUGUCAUCAUUGAGGAACCAUUAACCCUGGCAAAUCCGACCCUGAAGGUCCGAUAUACACCAAAUGCUCCAGAAUUCACUAUUAGAGAUAUUCUUGCUUCGAUCUCAGCCAGAUGCCCCAGCUUCGAAUUGAGCAUUUACCAUCCUCCGACACUGGAAGAACGUGCACAGGCUAUCCAUAUCCGCGAGCAACGGCGUCUGCUGCUCCGAGUUGCUCUGUCAGUUACAAUUGCCAUUCCGAGUUUUAUUAUUGCUAUCGCGCUGGGAAGUCUCACCCCGUCAGAUAGCAGAGUAAGGCAAUUCUUUGCGCAACCGAUUUGGUCUGGUCAAGUCACACGAGCGGAUUGGGCACUUUUCAUCAUGGCUACCCCAGUAUAUUUUCUCGCCGCAGAUAUUUUCCAUCGACGGGCACUGAAGGAAAUUUGGGCCAUGUGGAGGCGUGGAAGCCCUACUCCUCUACUUCAAAGGUUUUAUCGCUUCGGAAGUAUGAAUACACUCAUGUCUCUGGGGACGUCUAUUGCCUAUCUUUCGUCUAUUGCACAACUGGUUCUCGCUGCCACCAAUCCUUCACGAUCCACGUCUCACGCGGCCAGCUCCACUUACUUUGACUCUGUCGUAUUUCUUACUAUGUUCCUACUUGUUGGAAAGUUGAUUGAGUCCUACAGCAGGUCGAAGACCGAUGAUGCUGUGAAAAUGUUGGGAAGCCUUAGACCAACGGAGGCUCUUCUAGUUGUCCCUCAUACUAAUGGAGGCCAGCUUCUACAAUCUGGCGAUUAUUCGAGACACACCAAAAGGGUCAACAUCGAUUUACUUGAGCUGGGCGAUAUAACCAGAAUCCCUCACGGCGGCUCCCCCCCCUGGGAUGGAUCUGUAGUUGAAGGCGAUUCGGAGUUUGACGAGUCUAGUUUGACAGGGGAGUCCAAGCUAGUGCCGAAAAAAGUAGGCGACAAAGUCUUCUCCGGUAGUAUUAAUAGGGGAAAUCCAGUGUCUAUCCAGAUCACAGGCGUUGCUGGGGACUCAAUGUUAGAUCAAAUUAUUCGGAUCGUUCGUGAAGGCCAAGCGCGACGGGCCCCAGUGGAACGUCUUGCCGACACCUUAACAGCCUAUUUUGUCCCAUCGAUCACGCUACUUGCUGUCUCUACGUGGAUAAUAUGGCUGGGAUUGGGCCUUUCCGAUAGUCUGCCCCAAGAUUAUCUCGAUACCCCUCGGGGCGGCUGGCCACUUUGGUCGUUACAGUUUGCUAUUGCUGUAUUUGUGAUUGCAUGUCCUUGCGGGAUUGCGCUCGCAGCUCCAACGGCGCUCUUUGUGGGAGGUGGUAUUGCUGCCCAAAAUGGGAUCCUUGUUAAAGGCGGGGGACAGGCGUUUCAGGAGGCGAGCCAACUUGACUGCGUCGUCUUUGACAAGACUGGUACCUUGACGCAGGGGAGUGAGCCUGUGGUUACCGACUAUGCCGCGUUACCACGGGAUGACGCAGCACUAAUGUCUUCCAUGAUUCGGCGGCUCGAAGAAACAAGUAGCCAUCCAAUUGCAAAAGCAGUUGUCGCAUACCUCAAAGACGAGCAUCUGCAAGACUUACAGGUCAAAUCAAUUGAUGACAUCCCUGGCAAAGGGAUGAAAGGUACAUUCACGAGCGAGGGACGAGAUGUGGAUGUCAUCGUAGGCAGCGAGGCACUGAUGGCCGACUAUGGGGUGGAUCUGCAGAAUGGGAUAUGCCAAAACGUUUACUCUUGGAGGACUAUGGGAAAAUCAACUGCGACAGUCGCGUCGAAUACUGGCUCUGUAUGGCAGUUUGAGAUGUGUUUUGCUAUCUCAGAUCCACCUAGACGGGAGGCUCGCGCUACAGUGGAUGCCCUUCGGCGCAGAAACAUUGAUGUCUGGAUGCUAUCAGGUGACAACAUCACAACUGCUGCUGCUGUUGGUGACAUGGUUGGGAUCCAUAAGGACAAUAUAAUAGCUGAAGUCUUACCUGGCCAAAAAGCGGAGAAGAUCCAGCAUCUACAGAGGACGGUCCUGGAGCUAAAGAAUCAGAACAUUUCCCGAAAAUCUCGUGCGCGUUCAAAGCAGAGAGCAACAGUCGCAAUGGUAGGAGACGGUAUUAAUGACUCUCCCGCCCUCACUGUUGCUGAUGUGGGCAUUGCUAUUGGCUCCGGAUCUGACAUUGCCAUAUCCUCUGCCGAUUUUAUCCUUGUUUCGUCACAAUUGGAUUCCAUACUGACCCUGAUCGACCUAAGUCGCACAGUCAUGACAAGGAUCAAGUUCAACUUCGGGUGGGCGUUAAUCUAUAACCUUAUUGCCUUACCCAUUGCAGCAGGAGUGCUAUACGUGGUUAAGAGUGAUGGAGAUCAUGUUCGGCUCGACCCUGUCUGGGCAAGCCUGGCAAUGGCUCUUAGUAGUAUCAUUGGCAUUGCCAGCCAGAUAUCAGUCAAACUGGAUACCGCACUAGCAGAGUUAGCCGCUCUUCAAGCCUACCAUGUUGACAACUUCUUUGAUGAUAAACUCUUUGAUCUCAAACACCUCCAGCGUCCUGUCGACAGCCCGAGAAAACUUAGCCCAACGACCAAAACAACUUACACUUCGCAACCACCUACAGGGUUGCAUUUGCUGGGUUUCUUCGCACCGGACAGUUCACCUGCAAGAGAGGAGGCCUCGGCACAACUUUAUCUUCUCAGCAACAAAGCUAACGCGCUCAAUCCUUAUUAG
Aspergillus tanneri is the source of this 3264-nucleotide messenger RNA. RefSeq lists its product as uncharacterized. Gene Ontology annotation, cellular component: membrane. The record is from RefSeq and is a predicted model, not a curated record. Gene Ontology annotation, biological process: copper ion homeostasis; monoatomic cation transport. Lineage: Eukaryota; Fungi; Ascomycota; Eurotiomycetes; Eurotiales; Aspergillaceae. Gene Ontology annotation, molecular function: copper ion binding; ATP hydrolysis activity; P-type divalent copper transporter activity. The transcript is spliced from 3 exons. Bases 1 to 3264 code for a protein of 1087 amino acids.